AUGGCUAGCAUCAUCUCCAACGACGAGCACCAAAAUGCCGGCACUAUUGAAUUGAAGGAUGACACCAUCAUCGUGGUGCUCGGUGCAUCCGGUGAUCUGGCUAAGAAGAAGACGUUCCCUGCGCUCUUCGGUCUCUUCCGCAACAAGUUUCUCCCCAAGGACAUUAAGAUCGUCGGAUAUGCGCGGACGAAAAUGGACCACGAAGAAUACCUUAAGCGUGUGCGCUCUUACAUCAAGGUCCCUACAAAGGAUAUCGAAGAGCAAUUAGAUCAGUUCUGCACAUUCUGCACCUACGUCUCCGGUCAAUAUGACGAGGACGACUCCUUCAUCAACCUCAACAAGCACCUCGAGGAGAUCGAACACAACCGCCAAUCAAAGGAGCAGAACCGCGUCUUCUAUAUGGCUCUGCCCCCCAGUGUUUUCAUUACUGUGUCUGAGCAAUUGAAGCGUAACUGCUACCCCAAGAGCGGUCUUGCCCGCAUUAUUGUCGAGAAGCCAUUCGGUAAGGAUCUUCCUAGCUCGCGCGAUCUUCAGAAGGCCCUGGCCCCCAACUGGAAGGAGGAAGAGAUCUUCCGUAUCGACCACUAUCUUGGUAAGGAGAUGGUCAAGAACAUCCUCAUCCUCCGAUUCGGCAACGAGUUCUUCAACGCUACAUGGAAUCGCCACCACAUCGAUAACGUUCAGAUCACAUUUAAGGAGCCUUUCGGCACUGAGGGCCGUGGUGGUUACUUCGAUGAGUUCGGCAUCAUCCGUGAUGUCAUGCAGAACCAUCUUCUCCAGGUUCUGACCCUGCUCGCCAUGGAGCGCCCCAUCUCUUUCUCUGCCGAGGACAUCCGUGACGAGAAGGUCCGUGUUCUGCGCGCGAUGAGCGCGAUCGAGCCCAAGAAUGUCAUUAUUGGUCAAUACGGUCGUUCCCUGGAUGGCAGCAAACCCGGAUACCUGGAGGAUGACACUGUACCCAAGGAGUCGCGUUGCCCUACCUUCUGCGCCAUGGUCGCUUACAUCAAGAACGAGCGUUGGGAUGGUGUUCCCUUCAUCCUGAAGGCCGGAAAGGCCCUCAACGAGCAAAAGACCGAGGUCCGCAUUCAGUUCAAGGACGUCACUUCCGGCAUCUUCAAGGAUAUCCCCCGCAACGAGCUCGUCAUUCGCGUGCAGCCCAACGAGUCCGUUUACAUUAAGAUGAACUCCAAGCUGCCUGGUCUUUCCAUGCAGACGGUAGUGACCGAGCUGGACUUGACCUACCGCCGCCGCUUCUCCGACCUUAAGAUCCCCGAGGCCUAUGAGUCCCUGAUCCUGGACGCCUUCAAGGGCGACCACUCCAACUUCGUCCGUGACGACGAGCUCGACGCCAGCUGGCGCAUCUUCACCCCUCUCCUGCACUACCUGGACGACAACAAGGAAAUUAUCCCCAUGGAGUACCCAUACGGCUCCCGCGGACCCGCCGUUCUCGACGACUUCACUGCUUCAUACGGCUACAAGUUCAGCGAUGCCGCUGGUUACCAGUGGCCCGUCACCAACACUGCCCCUAACAGACUGUAG
Molecule: messenger RNA, 1539 nt
Organism: Penicillium manginii
Lineage: Eukaryota; Fungi; Ascomycota; Eurotiomycetes; Eurotiales; Aspergillaceae
Product: glucose-6-phosphate dehydrogenase
Exons: 9
Coding region: 1-1539 (512 amino acids)
Biological process (GO): pentose-phosphate shunt, oxidative branch; glucose metabolic process
Cellular component (GO): cytosol
Molecular function (GO): glucose-6-phosphate dehydrogenase activity; NADP binding
Source: RefSeq, a predicted model, not a curated record